Pseudocercospora fijiensis CIRAD86 is the source of this 1301-nucleotide messenger RNA. RefSeq lists its product as uncharacterized. The transcript has 2 exons. Bases 16 to 1116 code for a protein of 366 amino acids. Gene Ontology annotation, biological process: heme biosynthetic process. Gene Ontology annotation, molecular function: uroporphyrinogen decarboxylase activity. Lineage: Eukaryota; Fungi; Ascomycota; Dothideomycetes; Mycosphaerellales; Mycosphaerellaceae. The record is from RefSeq and is a predicted model, not a curated record. Gene Ontology annotation, cellular component: cytosol.
CAGAAAUUGCCCACUAUGGCGACACACGACUUCGCACCCCUCAAGAACGAUCUGUUGCUUCGAACAGCUCGCGGCGAAAAAGUCUCCCGCCCUCCAAUAUGGGUUAUGCGUCAGGCAGGUCGGUACUUGCCCGAGUAUCACAAGGAGAAAGGCAGUCACGACUUCUUCGAAUGCUGUCGCUCACCCGAGAUCGCCUCAAAUCUGACACUACAACCAAUCGACCGCUAUGAAGGACUCAUCGAUGGCGCAAUCAUAUUCUCAGACAUCCUCGUCAUCCCACAGGCUAUGGGAAUGGAAGUUGUCAUGCUUGAUGGGAAGGGACCACAUUUCCCAGAACCAUUGGAGUCACCAGAGGAUAGGCAGUACCAGGAGAUCAUGGAGAGAGAUGUAGAUGUGGAGAAGAGCUUGGGCUAUGUUUAUGAAGCCAUCACAAUGACAAGGAAAAAGUUGGAUGGUAGGGUGCCACUCUACGGAUUUUGUGGAGCACCGUUCACCUUACUUUGUUAUAUGGUCGAAGGUGGUGGUACCAAGGUUUUCAGACAGACGAAGACGUGGAUUUACAAGUAUGCCGAUGCCAGCAAGAAACUAUUGCAGAAGAUUGCGGAGCUUUGUGUGGAAUACCUUGCUUUGCAAGUCAAGGCUGGAGCGCAAAUCGUGCAGAUCUUUGACAGCUGGGCUGGAGAGCUGAGUCCGGCUACAUUUAGGGAGUUUGCGCUGCCAUAUCUGACAUACAUCUGUGAUCAUCUACCGAAGAGAAUACAAGAGUUGGGAGAGGAGAGAGUGCCGAUGGUCGUAUUUGCCAAGGGCGCAUGGCAUGCUGUGGAAACGCUGUGCAAGACGAACUACGACGUAAUUGGACUCGAUUGGCUGCAUGACCCGGCGGAGGCGUAUGCGAUUGCUCAGAAGCAUGGAAAGGUACUGCAAGGAAAUGCUGAUCCGGGCGUGUUGUACGGCGGCCACGCUGCGAUCACUAAGGUGGUGGAAGAGAUGGUGAAAGGAUUUGGCGGUGGCAAGCAGGGCUGGAUCGCAAACCUCGGUCAUGGCAUCACACCUUGGGUAAAUCCAGAUGAUCUCAGAUUCUACUUCGAGGAGAUACACAGAAUAUCAGGUAGCUGACUCCGUGCGAGAGCGUAAUUGAAGAGUUACAUAAGCUCACGUAUGCCGACUACACAUUAGAUGAACAGCAAGAGGACAAAAUGCCCCGACUCGCGGAUAUUCAAGCGGCAGAGCAAAGGAUGCACGAUCGUAACAUGUUGCACGGCGAUUGGUAGAUGGAGCAAUGAAAAUUCAUGACGGACGCC